This is a messenger RNA of Myxocyprinus asiaticus (Chinese sucker), 5390 nucleotides long. RefSeq names its product FERM, ARHGEF and pleckstrin domain-containing protein 2-like. Gene Ontology annotation, molecular function: guanyl-nucleotide exchange factor activity; cytoskeletal protein binding. Gene Ontology annotation, cellular component: cytoskeleton. The record is from RefSeq and is a predicted model, not a curated record. Lineage: Eukaryota; Metazoa; Chordata; Actinopteri; Cypriniformes; Catostomidae. The coding region runs from base 135 to 3284 and encodes 1049 amino acids. The transcript is spliced from 28 exons.
GCCGUAGCUCUCCUUUAACGACCGUCGGACGUGUAACUCCUAUAGAGUUGAAGAAAUACCAGGCGAAAAUAAAAGGCAGGAUUUUGUUAUUUAUGUGUGAGAGACAGUGGUGGUAGGCUGCACUGGGAGCAGCCAUGGGUGAGAUCGAGGGCACCUACCGGGCCCUGCAGACCCCUGGCACACGGCUCGGAGCUCAGUUCAACACCGGCAUCAUCAGCACCCUGGAGCCUGGGCAGAGCCUCAGCUCGGCUAUGGGAGCAGAAGGGAAAAACCACAGCAAGGGCCUGCAGAUCCGUGUCCAGGGCCUGGAUGAUGCUCAGGAAUUCUAUGAGCUUGAGUCAAAGGCGGUUGGUCAAACUCUCUUCUCUGAAGUGUUCAGACGGAUCAAUCUCAUCGAGAGCGAUUACUUUGGUCUGGAGUUCCAGAACCUGCAGAUGAACUGGGUUUGGCUGGAUGCCACCAAACUCAUAGUGAAACAAGUAAGACGGCCAAUGAAUACACUCUUUCGGUUGUCAGUGAAGUUCUUUCCUCCAGAUCCUGGCCAACUUCAGGAAGAAUUUACUAGGUAUUUGUUUUCUCUGCAAAUCAAGAGGGAUCUAAUGGAUGGCCAACUGUACUGUACUGAAAAUACAGCCGCCCUGCUGGCCUCUCAUUUGGUGCAGUCGGAGAUCGGUGACUACGACGAAAUAGCGGACAGGGAGUUUUUGAUGAUGAAUAAAUUGCUGCCAUUUCAGGAACGUGUGCAAGAGAAGAUCAUGGAGCUCCACUGCAAACACUUUGGGCAGACCCCAUCAGAGUCAGAUUUCCAAGUUCUGGAGAUUGCUCGUAAACUGGAGAUGUACGGGGUGCACUUUCAUCCUGCUGCUGAUCGAGAAGGCACCAAGAUCAACCUGGCUGUGGCCCACAUGGGCCUUCAGGUGUUUCAGGGUCAUACCAAAAUAAACACCUUCAACUGGUCCAAGAUUCGGAAGCUGAGCUUCAAGAGGAAAAGAUUUCUAAUUAAACUGCACCCAGAAGUUCAUGGUCCUCAUGAGGAUACGCUGGAAUUUCUAAUGGCCAGUAGGGAUCAGUGUAAGAUCUUCUGGAAGAACUGUGUUGAGCAUCACUCCUUUUUCCGUCUGUUAGACCAGCCUCAGCCCAAAUCUAAAGCCAUCUUCUUCAGCAGAGGAUCGUCCUUCAGAUACAGCGGAAGGACACAGAAACAACUUGUUGAGUAUGUAAAGGACAGUGGGUUGAGGAGAACUCCUUACCAGAGGAGAAACAGUAAGAUCUGCAUGUCGUCUCAUUCCUUGGCUUCUGACAUGCCAAAACAGCAUCUGUCUUUCAACGACAGUCUGAGAGCCCCUGUGUCCCCUUCUUCUGCGACCGCCUCCUUCCACUCCCUGCACACCCCCAGCUCACCCAUGCGGAUGGAGACCGAGAACCAUCCCCAGCAUUUCGAGCAGAGGCAGCAGCCUGUCAGAGCCCCCAGCCCCAUGAAGGAGGACACCAUCAAGACCAACUCCCAAUCCACCUACGCCUUCCCAGACUCUGCCAUUGACAGUCCACAGCUGUCUCCCUUCACCUCCAAAGGUCCACUCUGUCUGUCACCCUCUUUCCAGAUGUCCACACUCAGUCUUCCCGGGCAGGCACCAUCGCCCCUGCAGAGCCCCAUCCUGAAUGAGGUGGGCACUACCAGAAUUGAAGAGGAUGAAGAGGGCAGAAGGAAGAGAUACCCUACUGAUAAAGCCUACUUCAUUGCUAAAGAGAUUCUGAUGACAGAGCGAACAUACCUGAAGGAUCUGGAGGUCAUCACAGUGUGGUUCCGCAGUGCAGUGAUUAAAGAAAACGCAAUGCCUGAGGGUCUCAUGACUCUCCUGUUCUCCAACAUCGACCCCAUCUACGAGUUCCACAGAGGCUUCCUCAAAGAGAUUGACCAAAGGCUGGCACUCUGGGAGGGGCGCUCAAAUGCUCAUGUGAAAGGAGAUUACCAGCGAAUUGGAGAUGUAAUGCUGCGGAACAUGUGUGCUCUAAAGGAGUUCACAGGCUACCUGCAGAAGCAUGAUGAGGUGUUAACAGAGCUAGAGAAAGCCACAAAGCGUGUGAAGAAGUUGGAGACGGUGUAUAAGGAGUUUGAGCUGCAGAAGGUGUGCUACCUGCCUCUCAACACCUUUCUGCUGAAGCCAAUCCAGAGACUCAUGCACUACAAACUCAUCCUUGAACGCUUGUGCAAGCAUUACGCCCCCCAGCACAGAGACCAUGACGACUGCAAAGAGGCCCUGAAAGAGGUGGCAGGGAUCGCUACACAGCUGCAGAGCAAUCUGAUUCGAUUGGAGAACUUCCAGAAGCUGACAGAACUUCAGAGGGAUCUGAUAGGCAUUGAGAACCUUACCGCUCCAGGAAGAGAAUUCAUCAGGGAAGGUUGUCUCUACAAGCUCACCAAGAAGGGUCUGCAGCAAAGGAUGUUUUUCCUAUUUUCAGACAUGCUGCUGUACACAAGCAAAGGAGUUACCGCAACCAAUCAGUUCAAAGUUCAUGGACAGCUUCCUCUGUGUGGCAUGAUUCUCAUUGUGCUGGAUGCUCCGGUGGAGGAGAGUGAGAAUGAGUGGUCUGUUCCUCAUUGUUUCACCAUAUACUCUGCUCAGAGGACCAUAGUGGUAUCAGCCAGCUCCAAAGUAGAGAUGAACAAAUGGAUAGAAGAUUUGAACAUGGCGAUUGACAUGUCAAAGAAGUCUCAGGAGAAAUCAGAUGUUCUAUUGGACCCAAGCCUGUGUGAUCGCUCCAACAGGUCAUCAGAUGAGAUGUCUCUGGAGCAGGAGUCAGAAGAUGACUUGAACUCCUCCCGCUGCUCUCUGGACAAGCAGAGCCACCACAGGGCUAACACCACCAUGCAUGUGUGCUGGCACCGCAACACCAGCGUCUCGAUGUCUGACCACAGCCUAGCCGUGGAGAACCAGCUGUCUGGCUACCUCCUGAGGAAGUUCAAGAACAGCAAUGGGUGGCAGAAACUCUGGGUCGUCUUUACCAACUUCUGCCUGUUCUUCUACAAGACACACCAGGAUGACUUCCCUCUGGCCAGUCUGCCAUUGCUAGGUUACACAGUCAGCACCCCAGGGGAAUCGGAUAGCAUCCAUAAGGAGUAUGUCUUCAAGCUGCAGUUCAAAUCCCAUGUUUACUACUUCAGGGCAGAGAGCGAGUAUACAUUUGAAAGAUGGAUGGAGGUGAUCAAAAGUGCAGCGAGCACCACAGGACGCAUGAGUCUGCUUGUAACUAAAGGCCUAGCAGAGAUGAACGGGGGCAGCUGAGUGUGCAAGACUGAUCUCCUGGAGCUGGGGCUGGGCCCGCAGUCUGCCAGGACCAAGCACCAUUACUCAAUUUUAUCCUUCGUUUUGUGUUUCUGAAAAGUGUCUGAUUCUUGACUUUGGACUCUGUUAUCUUUCUGCUUAAUGGGAAUUAGAGCUGCUUAUUGAAACCUUGGAUCGAUGGAGGUUGUCUGAAAUUUCUAUUCUAUUUUUUUCUCAUCUUCUCACUAAUGAAACCUAAAAUAGGCAUCUGCCUCUUCUUUUAAAACCAUAUUAAACUGAAGUAAUUCUUCUAGAACCACAUUAGACUGAAAUAAGUUAUGUUUGUGUGUGUUCCUGAAAUAUCCAGAGAGAAAAUUGCUAAAAUCACACUUGGGUGUUCAACUAUAUUCAGGUUUUUAUGGUCUUUGCUAAGAUGAAUCUGGCAAUAUUUAAUGAACGUUCAGUCUUUGUCAGAGCGGACACAUGUUAAGCCAGUUUAUUCAGUAGAAAUCUAGUCCUGUAGGACCAGAAAAACUCAUGUCAGUAAUUUGUGCAGGGACAACAGUGACUGAAUACUACUGAGGGGAGUGUUGAUGAGGUUUAUAUUAAGUCCAGUUGGUAAAGUAAGUGGUAUGAAAGACAGUAGCACUGUAAAAUGUGCCUCACUGAUGAAGAAACACAUUAAUGUUGGUCAGAGAGCAUUUACAGGCACAGGGUGUUGGGAGGAGCUCAAAAACUAAAUUUGUGUGAUAGAGGAUGGAUUUGUGCCUCUACCAUUUAUAUGACUGAAGGAGAGAGGUUUGUUCAGGCAAUAUUCUGAGAGGAAUGGAAAUGUUAUUUCAGUGAUGCAGCAGUCAUAGGUCAUUAUUAUCUGACUGUUACUAUUUAGUGGAGUUUUUGGUCAGUUAUUCUAUAUCUAUGCAUUGAUUUGAUGAAAUCUUAAACUUUAUUAUUUUUUAUUGAGGACUGACAAGUAUUUGUUAACCUAAUCUAAAUUUAAUGUUUUGAAUGAGGCAUUCACAAAUGCACAGUUCUUUGUCACUUUUUUUGAUCUUUUGGGUCAUUCAUAAUGUAAUAUUGUACUUUUGUCUAAACACAGGGAAGAUGAAACUUCUAAUGUUGAAGGUAAUGUUACAUCAAACAAGUUCAAGAUAUCACAGUUAAAACAAACAGAAGUGCCGCAUGCAGUAGUUUUACUGUCACUAAAUCCUGAUCUUAAAGUUGGGAUCAAUGGCCUAAAGCUGCCUGUUUCCUUAUGUUACCUUGUAUUGAAGUUUUUUUUUAUAUUUAUAGCAAUGGGAUCGCUAGUUUGUUGGUUUUUUUGGUCAAGAAUCAUACAUAGGUUUCAUUCGUUAGGCUCUUGUUUUGUUACUACCAGUAUUUUGUGCGAGGCAAAUCUCACUAUACAUAUGUUACGGUCUUGUUUUGUUGGAGGGCCAGUUGUUAUUUGUUUUAUUUUAGUAGCAUGAAGCAAAGUUUCCACAGCAUGUUAGACAACAGUGUUAUGUUUACUUAUUGGCAUCACUUUACGAUCGGAUCUGUAUGAUAUUUGAUUUGGGAGAUUUUUAAAUUUUUAUUGUAUUUAUAAGGUUUCUGGAUUUGUCCAUUUAGCAUGCUGUACAGGGUCCAACCAAAGACCUGAAAAAAGUACUGCGCAAGCUUUAAAAGGUUGACCUAAGUUUGUUCGCCACACAAUAAGCAGUGUUGCUUUGUAUACUCAACAAUAUACCAUGAGCAGCUAACAUUUCAACAUGAGCUCAACUUGUCUGAUGUGUUAAAAAAUCCCUCUUAAUUCACACAUGUAAGUGCACUGUGUGGGCUCAUGGUCUCCACCCAUUUUUGUACAUUUUAUGGACUGGAAUCAUUUUCUUCCUCUUUCCGGAUCUGGCAGUAACAGGGAUGAACAAUUAUUUUCCAUCCCGGAUUGCUUUGGGAGUUAACUCAAAGACCUCAGUUUCCUGUCUCAUUCAGAGGCACUAAAUAGAGUUUUGAUGAAAUUGCUUUUCUCCAACUUUGUUUCUAUUUAUUUUGUGUAGCAAGUUGCUGUGGCAUUGCUCCUGUACACAUUGCAUGUAGUAAGUUCCAUGUUAUUACAUUGAAGGGAUUUCAAAUAAAACUGAACUGUAU